UGUGCCGUCAAACACCGACGAAGAAGAAAAUCGGACAGCCUCGUAUUGGACGCGAAGAAGAGACCAAAUCGAAGAAAACAUGGCUGGCACUGCAGGCUGUGAGCAUUAUGUACGAAGCUGCUUGAUGAAAGCUCCUUGCUGUGGUAAACUGUAUGUGUGUCGGCUGUGCCAUGAUGCAGAGGAAAACCACCAAAUGGAUCGUUUUAAAGUCAGAGAGGUGCAGUGCUCUGAGUGUCAGGCAGUGCAGCAGGCCCAGCAGAAUUGCCAGCAGUGUCAAGUGCAGUUUGGGGAGUAUUACUGUGACGUUUGCCACUUGUUCGACAAGGAUAAGAAGCAGUACCACUGUCAACCCUGUGGAAUAUGCAGGAUUGGGCCCAGGGAGAAGUAUUUCCAUUGUGACAAGUGCAAUCUGUGUUUAGCCAAGGAUCUUCGAGGAAACCACAAGUGUGUUGAAAAUGUGUCAAGGCAGAACUGCCCGGUGUGUAUGGAGGAUAUUCACACAUCCAGAAUCGGAGCUCACGUUCUGCCCUGUGGCCAUCUUUUACACAAGACCUGCUUUGAUGACAUGGUCAGAACAGGAGCAUAUCGCUGCCCUCUGUGUAUGCACUCUGCCUGGAACAUGGUGGACCACUGGGAUCAGAUAGACAUAGAGAUUGCUCAGUCUCCCAUGCCCACUGAAUACCAGGGUGCUACUGUCAAAAUUAUUUGUAAUGACUGCCAAGCUCACUGCACGGUGCCUUUCCAUGUGCUGGGCAUGAAGUGCAGCGGCUGUGGCUCCUACAACACAGCACAGGAAGGAGGACUCAUCCAGAACCCUCAACAACAACAACAACAGCAGCCAGAGGAGGACACUGAGAUUGAGGCAGAAACAGACACGGAGCCAGAGCAGCAGGAUCAACCUGAGUAAUCCACUGCAUAUUAGUAUUACAACCAAAAUGAUUGACAUUUGGCUGGCCACUUAAUUUUCGUAACUUCAUUUAUUGUAACACCCAAUAUUCCUUGAUCGCAUACAUUACAGAAAUCCAUCUAUUUUUCCGUAUUGGCUUGUCCUCUGCAGCCGUAGGAACCUAUUCCAGCAUGCACUGGGUGAGAAAAAGGGUACAGUCCUGCCAGUCUAUGAUUGGGACUGGGUGUACAGGAACUAAAACAUAACACACAUACACACACACACACUCACUUACACUUACAAUCAUAGUCCAUCUGACCUGUAUGUCUUAACACUGUGAGAGGAAACCCACAAAAACACGGCAAGAACAUGCAAAUGCCACGCAGAAAGAUCCGCACUGGUCAACUUAUUAAAACCCAGAAAGGCUGUCCUGUGGACAGUCUUCUGAGUGACACUGGCACAACGAUAAGUAAAUGAACAGAAAUACUUUUCCAGUGAAAAGCGCUGAUGCUUUAAAGGCUCAACGGCAUCUGACCAAUUGUGAUUAUUUCCUGUUAAGUUGUGGCAACAUGCCACACGUUCUAUUUAAAGGGGCAGUAAGCGAUUUUGGAGAAAGAUUAUCUUUCUCUCUUUGUUGCUGUUGAUGAUGAUGUUUUCCCUUCACUGGUCGGGCCUCAGGUAUGGGAGACAGAUGCAUUAACCAUGAGUCCAAAACCCCUUAGCUAUAGCGUCUGUCGCUAGCACGUCUCCUGAGGUGUCGGGGAGCGAUGUUUACAAACUGCACACAGUGUUGUGUGGUCCUCACCAUUUUCUGAUUUCAAUUUCAAGAGCCAGGAUUUCUUUGCGGCGCUCACAGAGAACCGAAAGCUAGCAAACCGUGAGUAAAUAUUCGCAGAAUUUUACUAAAAGGGGAUUGGAUUAAAAUCGUUUACUGCCCCUUUAAAUGCUACAAAACAACAUCAUUCAACACUAUUUAUAUUGUAGUAAGUGUUCACAGUAACUUAGCACUAACUUCAAAAGCUAGUAACACAAGGCAGUGUCUAUAAAGGAUUUGUAAAUGUGAGACCCAUUAUGGAAUUAAAAAUGGACUUGGUGAAAGGGAUGGCAUUCAUGCAGAGAAGACAGAUGUUUCAGUCCAUAUGUGGACUAUUCUCAGUGCAGUAUUUGCACUGGUCUUUUUUUUCUUUUUCUGCAUGUGAAUCAAAGAUUAAAGAGAGACAUUUUCUA
Molecule: messenger RNA, 2113 nt
Organism: Scophthalmus maximus (turbot)
Lineage: Eukaryota; Metazoa; Chordata; Actinopteri; Pleuronectiformes; Scophthalmidae
Gene: rchy1
Product: ring finger and CHY zinc finger domain containing 1
Exons: 9
Coding region: 80-907 (275 amino acids)
Biological process (GO): protein ubiquitination; ubiquitin-dependent protein catabolic process
Cellular component (GO): nucleus
Molecular function (GO): zinc ion binding; ubiquitin protein ligase activity
Source: RefSeq, a predicted model, not a curated record